This is a messenger RNA of Euleptes europaea (tarantolino), 2872 nucleotides long. RefSeq names its product activated leukocyte cell adhesion molecule (gene ALCAM). The record is from RefSeq and is a predicted model, not a curated record. The coding region runs from base 157 to 1809 and encodes 550 amino acids. Gene Ontology annotation, biological process: cell adhesion. NCBI's taxonomy places the organism in Eukaryota, Metazoa, Chordata, Lepidosauria, Squamata, Sphaerodactylidae. The transcript is spliced from 17 exons. Gene Ontology annotation, cellular component: plasma membrane.
GCUUCCCGCUGCCCCUGCCCGCCGCCGCCGCCUCUGCUGCUCGCCUUGCUGCUCUUUGCCCUUUGCCCGCGGCCAGGCCUUGGAUUAUACACAGUAAAUACUGUAUAUGGAGAUACCAUUAUUUUGCCUUGCCGUAUAGAGGUUCCUGAUGAUCUUAUGUUUGGAAAAUGGAAAUAUGAAAUUGCAAACAAGGCUCCAGUAUUUAUUGCUUUCAGAUCUGCCACCAAAAAAAGUGUACAGUAUGAUGAUGUACCAGAAUAUAAAGGCCGAUUAACUCUUUUGGAAAAUUAUACUUUAUCAAUAAGUAAUGCAAGAAUUGGUGAUGAAAAGAGAUUUGUAUGCAUGCUGGUAACAGAGGACAAUGUCUUUGAAGAGCCUACAAUAGUCAAAGUCUUCAAACAACCAUCACAACCUACACUUGUAAAUCAAGCAACGAUUUUGGAAACAGAACAGCUAAAAAUGUUGGGGGAAUGUAUUUCAAAAGAAGGUUAUCCGGAGGGAAAUCUUACAUGGUACAAGAAUGCAAUAGUUUUGAAGCCUGUUGAAGGAGCUGUUGUCAUAAAUGAACAAACAAACGUGGAUAAAGCAAGUGGACUCUACACCGUGAUAUCUUCUCUGGAAUAUAUGCCAACAAAGGAAGACAAAAAUGCACUUUUCUCCUGUACCAUGACAUAUUAUGGACCAACAGGACGAGAAACAAUACGGUCAGAAUCAGCAGUCUUCGAUGUUCACUAUCCUACAGAGGAGGUUAGAAUUCAAGUAGUUUCACAAAGAAAUACCAUUAAAGAAGGUGAUAACAUCACCCUGAGAUGUUUGGGAAAUGGUAAUCCUCCACCUGAGGAAUUUUUGUUUUAUAUUCCAGGAGAACUUGAACCUAUAAAGGGUUCAAGUAUUCACAUAUUAUCAGAUGUAAGAAGAAAUGCAUCAGGAGAAUACAGAUGUUCUCUGAUUGAUAAAAGUUUGUCCGAUUCUACUUUAAUUACAAUACAUUAUUUGGAUUUGUCCCUUAUUCCCAGUGGAACAGUUACUAAACAGAUUGGAGAGGCACUACCUGUAUCCUGUACAGUUUCUUCUAGUAGAAAUGCAACUCUGUUUUGGCUAAAGGACAAUACCAGAAUGCGGUCAAGUCCAUCUUUUUCAAAUUUGCACUAUAAGGAUGCAGGAAAUUAUAUCUGUGAGACUACAUUGCAGGAGGUUGAAGGGUUAAAGAAGAGACAAACACUUACACUGAUAGUAGAAGGAAAACCUCAGAUCAAAAUGUCAAAGAGAACCAGCUCAGAUGGAACAUUUAAAACAAUAUCGUGUACUGUGGAAGGUUAUCCCAAGCCAGCAGUACAAUGGACAGCCACUGGCAUUGGAACCCUUACUAAUAAAGCAAAGGAGACUAAAUAUAUCGAUGGAAAAUUUUCAAGUAAAAUCAUGAUUGCUCCUGAAGAUAAUGUGACUUUAACAUGUACUGCAGAAAAUCAGCUGGAAAGAGUCGUAACAUCUAUGAAUGUGUCUGCUAUAAAUAUCCCCGAAUCUGAUGAACCAGAUGAAAGAAAUAAUGAUCAUAGGGAAAAUGUUAAUGACCAGGCAAAACUAAUAGUGGGAAUCGUGGUUGGUCUUCUUCUAGCAGCUCUGGUUGCUGGUGUUGCUUACUGGCUAUACAUGAAGAAAUCAAAGGAUGUCAACGGAGAGUCUGAGAAGGAAGCAGCACAGAACAUUCAAAACCUCCCGAGGACUGCAUCAAAACAUGUAGAUAAAGAUCUUGGAAAUCUAGAGGAAAAUAAAAAGUUAGAAGAAAACAAUCACAAGUCAGAAGCUUGAGACACAGAAUGAGUCAAUCAUCAGUCCAGGAAUAAACUUAGACCAACUGAAGCAUGAACAUGGAUUGUAUUUAAGAUAUAUACAAAGAUGUGACAGCUAUUCAUGGUUCAAGUAUUAAAGACCAUUCUACCAAGUUUUCAAAGAAAUUUACAGUUAUCUCAAGCUUACAAAAAAAAAAGCAAACUAAUUUUGGCAGCAGCCGUGAUAAUAGGUCACAAAGUUGUGUUCUGUUUGAAUAUAUAUUUUUUUUGUAAAUGUCUGCACUGAAAAUUUCUUUUGGUUUGCCUUUAUGUAAAUUUUUUACGUAGCUAUUUUUAUACACUGUAAGGCUUUGUUCUGGGAGUCGCUGGUAAUCUGAUGUAUAGUGUAAUGUUUUUAUUUCUGUUGGUUUUCACACCCUUUAAAGAGGUACAUUUCUAAUUCUGAUUGCUAUCAGUAAAGUUCCUACUUUGCACAGCAAGUAUCUAAUUUAUAAGAUUGCCUUAUGGGAAAAUGAGACACUUCUCUCUCUGUUUUUCAACUACCAUUAAGAAAAAGGGGGAAAUAAAUCCGAUUUUAAAAAACCCCUACAUAGUUUAUAAAAUAAUGAGAAAUUAAUCAACUAUAAUGAACAUGUACAUAAUUUCCAAAAGGAGAGUUGGUUGUUAAGCGAAAUUCAUGUUGUUACGUAUGCAAAUGUCUACUAAUAAGUCUUUUUUUAGACAGGAAAAUCUUUUUAUUGAUAGCAUUCUGAAAAAACUAAUUUUUCUUGCAAUUCCAUAAUAUAUAGUGUGAAUGACUGGAAUUAUGAAUUAGUUCUCAAAUGUUUGGUUAUCCACUGCCUUAAAAAAAUCUUAAUUUCAAAGAAGAAAAUCAGUCAGAAUUGGAUUUUUUUUUAAGUAAUCAUAUCAAAGCUGCAUUUUUCCACAAAAUAGAAUAUAUAUUUUUUGUGUGUGUGUUUUUGUUAACUACACUACAUAUAUGGCACCUUGAGAUAAUUUUAGUGUUUUUAACUGGUACAUAAUUUAUCAAAAAGUACAUGAAAUUGUAACAAUGAAAUUAAAUCUAUGUAUCUUUAGUUACA